AUGAAAAAGGAGUCACUUCACUUCAGCUAUAUGAUACUCUUGCUUACUAUUGUCGCUUCACACUCUCUUGCUUCAACCCAACCGCGUUGCCAUGAAGACGAGAGAUCUGCAUUGUUGGAGUUCAAGACAACCUUCUUCACCAGAAAGCGUCCAUGUUGUCACAUUAAGUACACCGAAACUCCAGUUGAGCAAGCAAAGGUCGAAUCUUGGAACGCAUCAGAAGGGAAAACUCAAAGCGAUUGCUGUUCUUGGACUGGCGUUGAGUGUGAUAAGGUAAGUGGUCAUGUGAUCGGCCUUGACCUCAGUUGCAGUUGUCUCUCUGGUAAAAUCAACUCCAACACCAAUAUUUUCCGUCUUCUUCGCCUAAGAAGCCUUAACCUUGCCUUCAAUGACUUCAAUUGUCCGAUUCCUCUGACAAUUGGAAAUCUGAGUUCCUUGAGGGAUUUGAACCUCUCCAGCUCCAGCUUCACGGGCCACAUCUCACAUUCGCUCCGUAACUUGACCCGACUUGUUCAUCUAGACUUGAGUGACAAUCAUCUAAAUGGUACGAUUCCAACUUAUUUUGGCAGCAUCUUGAAUCUGGAGCAUUUAGAUCUAGGCUUUAAUUCUUUAACGGGUGAAGUUCCAUCCUCUCUCGGGAACCUCGUCCAGCUUACUACUUUACAUUUAGUAUCUAAUCAGUUAACUGGCAAAAUCCCAUCCUCUCUCGGGAACCUCGUCCAGCUUACUACUUUACAUUUAGGAUAUAAUCAGUUAACGGGUGAAAUCCCAUCUUCCAUCGGAGACCUAAUUCAACUUACUGAUCUAGCUCUUUAUUUUAAUCGAUUAGUUGGUGAGAUUCCACUCUCUUUCCAAAACCUCUUGGAGCUUAACUUCUUAGACCUUGGUUUUAAUCGAUUGAGUGGUGAAAUUCCAUCCUUGUUGGGAAGACUCACCCAGUUGGUUGACAUUGAUCUUUCAUUCAACCAAUUCCAUGGUGCAAUUCCAAGUACGAUUUCCCAAUUACAGGGUCUCAACUCUCUUAAUUUGCAUUCAAAUAACUUGAGUGGCACAGUGAAGUUAGAUAUGUUGUCAGAGGCUAAAAACCUUCAACAACUUGUGUUAUCGUCUAACAAACUGUCGUUGAUCGUUGAAACCAACAUAACUCACCAGUACUCGGUUCUAGUUUUAGGUUCAUGCAACUUAAAUAGUUUCCCUGAGUUUCUACAAGACCAAAAUGACCUGUAUUUGCUCGAUCUAUCCGACAACAACAUUUCUGGUCAAGUUCCUAAAUGGUUUCUGAAUGUGAGCACAGAAAACCUAGAACUAUUGAACCUUUCUGGCAACUUCCUAACGAGUUUUACUCAAGAUCCUGUUAUUUUCAAGUGGAAAAACCUCCUUGAAGCAGAUCUCGACCUAUCUCAGAACAGCUUUUCUGGUAGCUUGCCAUCCAAAUACUUCAAGCAUUGGACUGCUAUGAAGGUUCCUAAGACAGAUUCGUCAAGCUACAUGGGAGAUGAGUUGGGAAGGUGGUGGUUAGCCCUUCCAUUUUGGACCUUUGACUACUCUAUGAGUGUAUUUGCCAAAGGCAUCGAAAUGAAUUACUCAAAGAUCCAAGGGUACCUCACAUUGAUUGAUCUCUCGAGCAACAACUUCAGUGGAGCAAUCCCCGAGACUAUUGGAAGCCUAAAGCAGCUAAAAUUGCUCAAUCUUUCCAACAACAUGCUCUCCGGUCCUCUGCCUCCAUUCUUGGCAAACCUAACGAAUUUGGAAGCAUUGGACCUUUCUCGAAACCAGCUCUCCGGGGAGAUAUCUCAGGACUUGACACAACUCACUUCGCUUGAGGUCUUCGACGUAUCUUACAAUUGUCUGAUCGGGCCAAUACCGAAGUCGCGGCAGUUUGCUACAUUCGAAAACAACUCCUACAAGGGAAACUCGGGGCUAUGUGGCGCUCCUCUAUCUAAAAAAUGCGGAUAUCCCGAAGCGUCGCCACCAUCAUUUCCGACAUCCGAAGAAGAUCAAGAUUCGGGGAGUGCAAUGGAAUUGGACUGGAAGAUCGUGUGCAUGGGAUAUGCAAGUGGGUUAGUGAUUGGAGUAGUCCUCGGGAACUGCUUGAUCACUUGA
Messenger RNA from Eucalyptus grandis, 2103 nucleotides. RefSeq names its product receptor-like protein 43. Gene Ontology annotation, molecular function: protein binding. Lineage: Eukaryota; Viridiplantae; Streptophyta; Magnoliopsida; Myrtales; Myrtaceae. The transcript has 2 exons. Bases 1 to 2103 code for a protein of 700 amino acids. The record is from RefSeq and is a predicted model, not a curated record.